GCGUGGGGCCCGCAGCGGGGACUGCCUCACCUUCCAGGUGCGCUCCUCCUCCUCCUGCUCCCGUGCCCUCCCCUUUGCUCUUGCCCUCUCCCUCUCCCUUUUUCCUCAGUCUCCCCUUCUGCCUGCUUGCUGCCCAGUGGCUGCUGUCAGCAGCUGCGCCGCCCUCCCUCCCUCCCAGACCGAAGGAGGACUGGGGGGAGGCUACCAUCCCGCAGGUGACUGGCCGCGGUGGCUCUGCCACGGCCAGGCUGGCAAGCUCCCAGCCCCAGGAGUGCCUCUUCAGCACCCGCUCUUCCUGUCUUGUCUGUCUCUCUCCCAGAUACAGGAUGAAGAACCCAAUGCUGGAGGUGGUGUCCCUGCUCCUGGAAAAGCUGCUUCUCCUCUCCAAUCUCAGACUGUUCAGCUGGAGCGCGGCCCCCGGGGAAGAGCAGCAGCAGCAGCAGCCGCAGCAGCAAGGCAAGGGGAACUUCUACGACAUUGGCUCCUUCCUCCGCGGUGACGUGCUGGAAGUGCCCCGGACUCAUCUGACCCACUACGGCAUCUACCUAGGGGACAACCAGGUCGCCCACCUGAUGCCCGACAUCCUGCUAGCGUUGACCGAUGACAAGCUACUGACCCAGCCAGUGGUGUCCAAUAAGAGGUUAAUCCUGGGAGUCAUCGUCAAGGUCGCCAGCAUCCGGGUGGACACAGUGGAGGACUUCGCCUAUGGCGCCAAUAUCUUGGUCAACCACCUGGACGAGUCGCUCCAAAAGAAGGCGCUGGGCAACGAGGAGGUGGCACGCCGGGCAGAGAAGCUGCUGGGCAUGACUUCCUAUAGCCUCCUGUGGAACAACUGCGAGCACUUUGUGACCUACUGUAGAUAUGGUGCCCCAAUCAGCCCCCAGGCAGACAAGUUUUGUGAGAAUGUGAAGAUAAUAAUCCGGGACCAGAGAAGUGUCCUUGCUUCAGCCAUCCUGGGACUGGCAUCAAUAGUCUGUCUAGGCUUGGCACCCCAUACUACCCUUCCUGCUAUUUUUAUUCCAUUCUGCUUAUGGAUGGCUGGCUAAACAUAUACCAACCCUGUGUCAGAGUGUGUAUUCUAAAUCUAUGAUAUAUUUAUAGAGCACAAAUCAGUAUAAGCAUUGUGUAAAGAAAAAAUGUGACCUGUAACAUUGUGUUCUGGAUAAAGCUGUGAUUAAGAAUCACACAAAGUGCUUACUGUGUCAAGCCAAAGAGCCAGGCUGGCUUUCUGAAUCUCUUUCAGGCAGCUAAGUUUUGUAAAGCACCUUCCAAACCUUGGAAACAGCGUCUUGUGACCGAGGAGUACUGUACUUUCUUACCAUGAUGGACACAAACAACACAGAAGAGGAUUGGGAGUAUUUGGGUGAUUUCUUGCUCUCGUAAUUAGUGCUCUUUUAUGCCAGGUCUACACUUGAGGGUUAAGAAGGUUCUGAUGUCUAGUACGAACUGUUACUCUCAUUACUGUUGUAAAUUCAUGCAGGUUAUAUGAAUGAGACAGGAUAAUAAACUUAAAACCAUUCCCCUGAUUCAGAAGGAAAUGUCCAUAUGUUUUUCAUUAUGUUUUCUUUUCUGUUAAGUGUCCCUGCAGUUAACUGAGAUCACGUAAGCUUGAUAGAAGAUGUAAGUUUGAAGUAAUGGCCUUUAAAUAAAGCGUGCCAACAAAUCACAGGGAAGAUGAACCUUCAGAAUGUAGCUUGUUCAUCCUUCUCUUACAAUAGAGCUAAUAUGGAAACAGAUGGGUAGAAUCAUGAUACCCAAACACCUUUAUUUGAAGUUCAUGCAGAUCAGAUCUGUUUCUUCUUGAACCCUUUGGUUAACUUAGUAACAAGUCUUGGCUUAGCUAUAAAAAGCAUUUGUGGGGUCAGUGAGGUGGCUUGGUGGAUAGAAUUGUGCCAGCUCUGGAGUUAAAAGGACCCAGGUUCAAAUAUGUCCUCAGACACUUCCUGACUGUGAAACUGGGCAAGUCACAGUCUCUUAAACUCAAUUGCCUAGCCUUUGCAGCUCUUCUGCCUUAGAAUCAACAUCCUUUCUAAGACAGAAAGAAGGUCUUAAAAAAGGCAUUUGUAUCUUGCCAGCUGUGACUUUAAAGACAACAAAAACCUCUUAUAAAGGAUUCCAUUCAGGAAUUUUUUCCCAGGUCUUGUUACUCAGUAUUUUUAUUCACUUGUUUUUAAAAUGACACUAAUGUAAAGUGAAAAUGGGGGAUUUUUUAGUGUGAAAUGGACUAUGGCAGAAGAAUUUACUAGGUUUGAUGCCAGUGUGACAAAAUCAGGAUUUUUUUUUGUGAUAGAUUGGAAUGAGAGAUGGUCUUAAUAAAAGAGUUCUCAAGAUAUUCUUUUGCAAGAUCAGUUAACACUAAAAAAUGAAACUUCCUAGGCUAGCCUUCUCCCUUAAAACUGUUUGCCAAAGCAUUCAAAGUGGUUAGUUUGCAAAUUGUGAAUUGAGUCACAUUGAGUCACUGGAUCUUUGGUUAGUAAGUAGUGCUAGAAAUCAACAAUAAAAGGACUGGUUUAAAAAAAAAUCUUUUAACCCCAGACACUAAUUUGUCUACAAGUUUGAGUGAGUUGUUAUUAAAAAAAAAUAAAAACUGUCAAAAUGAAUGAAGUGGGCUAUACCACUGAAUGUGUUCUAUGGUGAACUUCUUACCAUUAAAUCAACCUCUUAAGAUGUUUAUUAUGUAUGUGCAAGAGCUGUGGCCACAAGAAUUCCACUGGUGGUGGUGAUUUAUUUUUAUUGUAUAUUACACUUGGUAACUGUAGCAAUUGUGUAUAAUUAAAUAAAAAUUCAUUUUUAAAAUGUG
Monodelphis domestica (gray short-tailed opossum) is the source of this 2800-nucleotide messenger RNA. Lineage: Eukaryota; Metazoa; Chordata; Mammalia; Didelphimorphia; Didelphidae. The record is from RefSeq and is a predicted model, not a curated record.